Molecule: messenger RNA, 2238 nt
Organism: Oryzias melastigma (Indian medaka)
Lineage: Eukaryota; Metazoa; Chordata; Actinopteri; Beloniformes; Adrianichthyidae
Gene: pick1
Product: protein interacting with prkca 1
Exons: 13
Coding region: 169-1389 (406 amino acids)
Biological process (GO): receptor clustering; regulation of Arp2/3 complex-mediated actin nucleation; intracellular protein transport
Cellular component (GO): postsynaptic density; trans-Golgi network membrane; neuron projection
Molecular function (GO): phospholipid binding; protein domain specific binding; protein kinase C binding
Source: RefSeq, a predicted model, not a curated record
ACAGGAACCAUCAGUAUUUUUUUUCCCCGCAAGGAAAGUACAAACCGAGACGUUUGGUCUGGGGUAAGAAAAUACCGCCGAAUCUCAAAAGCAGAUUGCGACACAGAUAUAUGAAGGAUCUACUGUAGACUUGUAAAGCUUUCCGGGGACAGCUGAGACUGUCCUGUAAUGUUCACAGACAUGGACUAUGACUUGGAGGAGGAUAAACUGGGAAUCCCCACUGUUCCCGGCACCGUGACUCUAAAGAAAGAUGCUAAUAAUCUUAUUGGCAUCAGUAUAGGAGGUGGAGCACAAUACUGUCCUUGUCUAUACAUUGUCCAGGUUUUCGAUAACACCCCCGCAGCUGUGGAUGGGACUCUGGCAGCAGGAGAUGAAAUCACUGGUGUGAACGGGAAACCAGUGAAAGGGAAAACGAAGGUGGAGGUGGCUAAGAUGAUUCAGGCUGUCCAGGGAGAAUCAGUGAUCCACUACAACAAGCUGCAGGCUGACCCCAAACAGGGGAAGUCUCUGGAUAUAGUGUUGAAGAAAGUCAAACAUCGCCUCGUGGAGAACUUAAGCUCCGGCACAGCAGACGCUCUGGGACUGAGCAGAGCUAUUCUCUGUAACGAUGGGUUAGUAAAAAGACUGGAAGAGUUGGAGAAAACAGCAGAGCUCUACAAAGGGCUGAUGGAGCACACCAAGAGGCUGCUGCGAGCCUUUUUUGAGCUUUCUCAAACUCACAGAGCUUUUGGAGACGUCUUCUCAGUCAUCGGCGUGCGAGAGCCUCAGGCUGCAGCCAGCGAGGCUUUUGUGAAGUUUGCAGACGCUCAUCGCAACAUCGAGAAAUACGGCAUCCAGCUGCUAAAAACCAUCAAGCCUAUGCUCCAUGAUCUGAACACAUACCUUCACAAGGCCAUCCCUGACACCAAACUCACCAUCCGCAAGUAUCUGGACGUGAAGUUUGAAUACCUGUCCUACUGCUUAAAGGUGAAGGAGAUGGAUGAUGAAGAGUACAGCAGUAUUGCCAUGGGAGAACCUCUGUAUCGCGUCAGCACAGGAAACUACGAGUACCGCUUGAUCCUGAGGUGUCGACAGGAAGCUCGCGCUCGCUUUGCUAAGAUGAGAAAGGACGUCCUGGAGAAGAUCGAGCUGCUGGAUCAGAAACAUGUUCAGGACAUCGUGUUCCAGCUGCAGCGCUUCGUCUCUGGCAUGUCCCAUUACUACGAUGAGUGCUACGCCGUCCUCAAAGAGGCGGACGUCUUCCCCAUCGAGGUGGACCUCUCUCGUACCACGAUUAACUACAGCAGCCAGUCCCUCUCGUACACUGAAGAUGAAGACGAAGAGGCCGGGGAGGACAGCGGGAACAGACAAGCCGAGAACGGAGCAGAAAAACUAAUUGAUGACGAUUGAGUGUCUGCUUUUUAAUGGUUUCAUUUUACUUUAGCACUAACCAAACAGAUAUGAAGCUGCACAGCAUUUACUGUUGCUGCUAGAAAGCUUGAUGUUUGGGGUUUCCUGCAGACUAACACCUGAGUGGGUGAAUUGAUCACUGCACAUUUUGACUUGAUUCUCUUUUGACCAAAAACAUUCUGAAUUUGGCGUCAGUGAUAGAUAAUAUCAGUUUUAACUGUCAAAUAUAAUCUUUUCUCUGCUGUUACAGUUGACUUUUGAUUUGUUGGUUUUCAGGUAAAAAUACCUUUGGUUAAUGGGUGACCCAGUACUCUCCCUCCAAAAAUUGGCUCUGCCACAGUUAGAUGUCAUUCAUGUACUUUUAGCCUCUAUUAAAAAAAAUCUAACAUUUUUUUGUUAUUUAAUUAUGUUUGCAUUUCUGCUGUGCAUUCUUAAUAAGUUUAACAAAAAACAUGUUUUAUGCUGUCAGCACUUCAUGUUAAGUCUGUGCUUAAUAGAACAUUUAUGGAAAAGUCAGCUGUUAUGUUUAUUGUUUACUUUCACUUUAUUUAUUCUAUUUUUAAAAAUAUGUUUGAACUCUAAAAGUUAAAAAUUGUAAAAAAUCUAUUGCUUUUUUUGUUAACCUAUUCUUUAAGUGACCACUGGAGGGCAGCAUUGCUGGGUUCUGUACACUAAAGGGUAGAAUUACUCUGUAAUCUUCUGCUGUUAUAUGUUUUGAUUGAUUCCAAAAAGCUGAAAAAUUAUUUAAGGGAUAUUUUGUACAUGCCGUUGUUCAACAGCUAAACAUUUUUAAUUAUUGUAUAUAUUUAUUUAGGCCCUAAAUAAAAAUUCCUCAAAUACUAAACACAA